Messenger RNA from Kwoniella shivajii, 2367 nucleotides. RefSeq lists its product as uncharacterized. Lineage: Eukaryota; Fungi; Basidiomycota; Tremellomycetes; Tremellales; Cryptococcaceae. Gene Ontology annotation, biological process: tRNA 5'-leader removal. The transcript has 11 exons. The coding region runs from base 1 to 2367 and encodes 788 amino acids. Gene Ontology annotation, cellular component: ribonuclease MRP complex; nucleolar ribonuclease P complex. The record is from RefSeq and is a predicted model, not a curated record.
AUGCCUAAAGCACCUCCCCAUGCUGGACCAUCGCGACCAUCAAGCGGUAGACCAUUGAAAGCUAUACAUAAAACGGUAGACUUGCUGAGAAAGAAUGAAGGAGCUAAGAGGAAAGGUAAAGGGAAAGAAAGAGAGGUUUUGGGUGAUGGGGUGAUGGGUUUAGUCGAUGAGGUAAAGCGACUUCCGGGAAUGAUACAAGUCGAGAAAUUUGCCGAGACCAGAGCUCUCGAGAUUCAUGCUUUUCAAACAGCUAUUAAAGUAGCUGCCGCUCAGGGCAGUACAAGAGCAUUCCAAUCGCUCCCUCGACAUCUAAGAAGGAGAGCAGCAAGUCAUAAUCCCCGACGAGUACCGAAGCGUCUCAGAUCCAGAGCAGCUGCUGAAAUUGAUUCAGGUGAUACAAUAGCAAAGAAGCAUCGAAAAAUAUUUAGACUUCGACGUAAAGGUACACUUCGAGAUCACCUUUCAAGAACGGAACAAUUCGCUCUUCGACAGAAGAACAAGACAUGGCUACCUACACAUAUGUGGCAUGCCAAACGAUAUCAUAUGACGAAUUUAUGGGGUUAUAGAUUGCCUAUCACGCCUACCUUGAAAUCAUUUAGACCUGCUUAUAGAGCUGGAAGAAGAAAGGCCAUAGGAUCCGAUACUAGCUAUCAUGGGAUCAUUGAGCUUGAAGGGGCUCGUGAAGAGAUCAUAGCCGUAAUGGGAAGAAUGUCAGGAGGAAAGUUCGCUGGACCCAGAUAUGAAGAUGGGUCACGAGUAGCAAAUAUUUCCUUGUAUCAAUUUGAUUCGUUUCCAGUCGGAUUAAUAGGUCAAGCUGAAGUGAUGUGGCAACCAUUAUCACCUGAGCUACCUCAGCAUGAACGCAAACUUUGGAUUCGACUUCAUCCUUCUAUAUACAACGAGACUUGGAACGCUUUGAAAGUCACUACUCAUCAAUUUCAACAAUCUGGUUCAUCGAAAAGUCAAAACUUACAAAUUCGAGAUUUGAGGGGAGAGAUCAAUUCGUUAGAUAUACUGGGACCGAAAUCUGGAAAGGUUUUGAGGAGAGUCUUAAGAUUGUGCCGAUCAGAGAAAGGUACAAAACACAAGUUCUUUGAAAACCUGAGAGAUAUUGACGAUCCCGCCCAAUUGUCGGAAGGCAUGAUAGUGGGAUUGAGAGUACACGAUCCUCGACUCAGCUUCCCUCCUCCACGUUUAAGUACCAGUCAUACUGACGUGUCAGAAGACGAGAUAUCAGCUGUGAACUACCUCCAUCCUUCCUCUGAAUUAGCGCAGAGCAAUCUGUGGGAUGCGGACAAAAGAGAUGACUUGUCAAAAGCGACAUAUACCAAAUAUCAAUUGGAUGCUAGACGCCACAGGCUCGGUCUACCAGGGACUAAGCUCAGGCCCCUGUCCACAGAUGAUCGUAUUCCCAUCAUCGUAUAUCAAAGAUCCGUCUCAUCGCCUUCGAAUUCAUCAGAGGGAUUUCACGGCUUCACAAUCCUCUUGCCGUCGGGUACAUGGGCUCAAUAUUUCCUUUCUUCGCUUGUAUACUCAGGUGUGUUAUUUGGGGGAUUGGAAGAGCGGAGAGUACAACAUCGGGAAGCUGGGAUACCAGCCUUCCCAGAACAUUUCGGUGAUACUUGUAAAGCUGGAAGAGAGUGGGAAAAGAUGAAAGGUGAUAAAGAGCGAGAGAGAUGGGACAAAAAGCCUCCUGGGAAACGUCCGCAAUUUGAAGUACUGGGUACGCAAAAUCCUUGGAUACCUGACUGGAAAGCGGUCAUGAUCAACGAUUCACUCGAGGAAGCUACUUUGAAUGGACUCAAUCAUUCUAUCAAACCAUGGAUGCUUCCCUCUCCAUUCACCUCACACCUUGACUCUAAUUUUGAGCCAUCCAAACUUUUGAAGAUGUUGAAUGCUUUCCGCUCUCAAAGAUCCAUGCUCGCGCUUUCUUCGGAAAGAGCACACACUCUGUUCGAAACGGGAUUAGUAUACGUUGAAGUCAACGUCCUCGGGAGAGGCUCUCCUGGCGAUAUGGCUACUAUCUAUGCGUUACCUUCCGAACAAAGAGAACGGUGGAUAAAGGCUUAUGAAAAAGCCGAUAAAUCGACAGCCGGGGAAGUAAGCGAAUUGCACCAGCUCGGUGAGGUACCACCUAAUGAAGGGCACUUGAUGGGAUACACUUCUACUGGCAACUUUUCGUUAUCGAGAGGACAAGGGUUUGCUCUCGGUACCGUGACAUUGAAGGGCUGGAUAGGACUUCUGUCAGCUGCAAAAGUGGACACAAAGGAGGGUUGGGAGGGCUGGGAGGGAAGGAUAGUUGUUAAAAUUAAGAAUAGGGAUGGGAAAUUGAGUAGGUUGGCGGAAUUGAAGUUGAUUCUUAAUUAA